Molecule: messenger RNA, 3569 nt
Organism: Lemur catta (Ring-tailed lemur)
Lineage: Eukaryota; Metazoa; Chordata; Mammalia; Primates; Lemuridae
Gene: MYLK3
Product: myosin light chain kinase 3
Exons: 13
Coding region: 104-2557 (817 amino acids)
Biological process (GO): protein phosphorylation; positive regulation of apoptotic process; intracellular signal transduction
Cellular component (GO): cytoplasm; nucleus
Molecular function (GO): protein serine/threonine kinase activity; ATP binding
Source: RefSeq, a predicted model, not a curated record
GGGACGUCAGCUAUCGAGGACGGUGAACUUCCAGGCACUGCCAGCGCAGGGAAAGCCAGAGGGCCGCGGCUCUUCUGCUUGCCCGUGUCAAGCCUGCGUCAGGAUGUCAGGAGCCGCCAAGGAGAGUCUGGGGCCCCGGGGGCUGCCGGUGUUGGGCAAGGCCUGCUUAACCGCCAUGGACAAAAAGCUUAACGUGCUGAACGAGAAGGUUGACAGACUCUUGCGUUUCCAAGAAGACGUCACAGAGAAACUGCAGGGCAUGUGCCAAGGCAUGGCCCACCUGGAGCAAGGCCUGCACCGGCUGGAGGCCUCCCGAGCGCUGGGCCCGGCGGGGGCCAACGGUGCCCCUUCGGCUGAUGCUCAGGCCGGGUGGCCGGAGGUCCUGGAGCUGGUGAGGGCCGUGCGGCAGGACGCCGCCCAGCACAGCGCCAGGCUCGAAGCCCUCUUCAGGAUGGUGGUGGCUGUGGACAGGGCCAUCGCUUUGGUGGGGGCCACGUUCCAGAACUCAAAGGUGGUGGAUUUCGUCAUGCAAGGGAGUGUCCCCUGCAGGAAAGGCAGCCUGGCUGAUGGCCCCGAAGAGAACAAACAGCAAGCAGAAGAGAAGGGAGCAAAACCCAAGCACGCGCUGAGCACCAGGGGUGUGCGAGCUGGUAUCAGGGGGCCGUGGGAAGAGAGCCAGAAGGUGGACCUGCCAGAGGGGACAGUGGCGAAGCUGCCCCUGGUCAGCGCUUCAUGGAUGGGAGCUGACCACCUCAUCCCAGAAGAGGCCUCACCAGGGCAGGGCGAUGGCCUUCCUGGCCCAGGCCAGGUGCCUCCUGGCCACCUGCUGCUCCCCACAGAGGUGGGGGCCAAAGCUCCUGAGACUUCCAGCGAACGCCCUGGGAUUGGCCCAGAAUUGUCUGUGGCACCUGACAGGGUUGGUGAGGUACCCACCAGCCAAGAGGUUCCACGAAGUACUGGACAAGGAGCGUCUUCCGGCAGGCCUGACCCUAGGCCCUCCGAGGAGGGCAUGAGCCUGGCUUCAGGGCCCAGCCCCCAACUCCGGGGGCCUCCGGGGCUGCCAGGCCAGGCCAGGGCAGCUCACAGUGACGGAGAAACUCCGCCAAGGACCUCCAUCUAUGUGCAAGAGACGGACACUCCUGGGGGGCUGCUUGUGACACGAGGUGGCAAUCUCAGACCCACAGAGGCUCCAGCAGCUGCCCAUCCAGGUGAGCAGAACCCACGUGGACCCAGGUGCUGCCUGCGAGCUCCCGGGACUGAGUCAGGAGAACAGACGCCCCAGGGAGCCGGAGCGUGCUCCCCGCAGCAGGAGAGGAGCAGCCGUGGGGGAGCAGAGGCGGAGGGGAUGCGGGAGCCUGGGGCCGAGCCCGCCGUGGGACCGAGUUUGGCCAGGAGGGACAAAGAAGACGAAGCUGCCGGAGGCCCGGGCCUGCAGCAGGACAAAGGCCCAGGGGCAAGACACCCUGAGCCCAGGAAGGACUGUGCAGCGGAGGGCCCAGGGGCGGCUGAAGCAGGAAGGAGGUGGCCCGCGGGUGCCGAGGCUGGCAGCGCGGUUCUGGAUGACAGUCUGGCCCCACCAGCCCCUUUCGAACACCGGGUGGUGAGUGUCAAGGAGACCUCGAUGCCAGCGGGCUACGCAGUGUGCCAGCACGAAGUCUUGGGAGGGGGCCGCUUCGGCCAGGUCCACAGGUGCACAGAGACGUCCACAGGCCUCCCCCUGGCAGCCAAGAUCAUCAAAGUGAAGAGCGCCAAGGACCGGGAGGACGUGAAGAACGAGAUCAAUAUCAUGAACCAGCUCGGACACGUGAACCUGAUCCAGCUCUAUGACGCCUUCGAGAGCAAAAGCAGCUUCACCCUCAUCAUGGAGUACGUGGACGGGGGCGAACUCUUCGAGCGGAUCACGGAUGACAAGUACCACCUGACUGAGCUGGACGUGGUCCUGUUCACCAGGCAGAUCUGCGAGGGAGUGCGCUACCUGCACCAGCAGUACGUCUUGCACCUGGACCUCAAGCCGGAGAACAUACUGUGCGUCAGUCAGACAGGACACCACGUUAAGAUCAUUGACUUUGGGCUGGCCAGAAGGUACAAGCCUCGGGAAAAGCUGAAGGUAAACUUCGGCACUCCUGAGUUCCUGGCUCCAGAAGUCGUCAACUAUGAGUUUGUCUCGUUCCCCACGGACAUGUGGAGUGUGGGAGUCAUCACCUACAUGCUACUCAGUGGCUUGUCCCCAUUUCUAGGGGAAACAGAUGCAGAGACCAUGAAUUUCAUUGUGAACUGCAGCUGGGAUUUCGACGCUGACACCUUUGAAGGGCUGUCGGAGGAGGCCAAGGACUUUGUUUCCAGGUUGCUGAUCAAAGAGAAGAGCUGCAGAAUGAGUGCCACGCAGUGCCUGAAACAUGAGUGGCUGAAUAAUUUGCCUGCCAAAGCUUCAAGAUCCAAAGUUGGUCUCAAAUCCCAGCUAUUGCUGCAGAAAUACAUGGCUCAGAGAAAAUGGAAGAAACAUUUCUACGUAGUGACUGCUGCCAACAGGUUAAGGAAAUUUCCAACUUGUCCCUAAUCUUCAACUCUGCUGUUCCGAUGGGCCCAUAAAUUAUUGAAGCCAAUGGUGAAGUGAAGAGAUGACUCAAGAUUUUAAAUAAUCUGGCCUUUUACUUUUAUUGAUUCCACUUAUUUUGUAAAAAAAAGGUUACGGCUGCUGCCUUUCUUGUGGAUGAAAAGUGGCUCUAAAGAAAGCAUCCUAAGAACUUUUUUCUGCCUUGUAAGAUCACUGAGUUUGAAAUGCUGUGUUUCCUUUCUUUUCAAGUAACCUACUUUUGGUGGUAAGUGUAGGCAUGCUUUGGGUAGGUGGGAAAGCUCCUACUUUGCAUAUGUCAAAUUUAUAUUCUAAACUUACUCUGAUUAAAGAACUCAGUAGACUAUUUUGCAGAGGCAUGUUACUCAGUACUAUCUCCUCCAGUACAAGGAAUUCCUAGAAUUUUGAUUUGCUCGGGUGUGAGCUGACAUUUUACUACCCUACUCUAGUGUCAAGCAACGUGGAUCGAAGACAGUGAUCCUCCAACUUGUUUUAACGUAUGCUCCCCUUUGAGAAUCAACAUCAUUGUUUGAAAUUUCAAAAUAGAUCAACUGUCAUGUCAAAUCAGAGCAAUGAGCAUUUUGAAUGUGCUUGUUAAAUCUAUACACACCUCCAUCCUCUCUCCUAAUUCUGCCCUGUCCUGAGCCCUCUUUCUUGGUUAUGAAUUUCUGUUUCUGGUCUUAUAAUUUGGAAAGCAAUAUGCAAUGUAUGAAAGAGAGAAGAAUAUAAGGGUGUUCAGCUUUCUGAGAGAGACACCUCAGUGAUACCUCAUGAGACAAUAAAGGAAAACUGUUCCCCUGCUACUUUAGAUAUACCACUUUUAAUAUUGUCAUUCUUUAAAUGUACACUUCUUAUAUACAUGUAAACCUGACUCUUGAACAACACGGGUUCAACUGCACAGAGUUUCUUCCACCUCUGUCAUCCCUGAGACAGCAAGCCCAACCUCUCCUCUUCCUCUUCCUCCUCAGCCUACUCAACACGAAGAUGAUGAGAAUGA